Amphibalanus amphitrite is the source of this 2390-nucleotide messenger RNA. Its product is annotated as organic cation transporter protein-like. Lineage: Eukaryota; Metazoa; Arthropoda; Thecostraca; Balanomorpha; Balanidae. Gene Ontology annotation, cellular component: membrane. The record is from RefSeq and is a predicted model, not a curated record. Gene Ontology annotation, biological process: transmembrane transport. Bases 120 to 1775 code for a protein of 551 amino acids. The transcript has a single exon. Gene Ontology annotation, molecular function: transmembrane transporter activity.
UCAGCGCCGAGACGGUCACAGGUCGUCGGACAACUCCGCCAAAGGGCCACUCGUCCGCCGAGAGAGCACACAGAAACGCGAGGAACAAACUGCCGGAAAAAGAAGUGGCUUCUCUGAAGAUGACAGGACCCGACAAAGAGAUGUUACAGCUGGUAACUGACGAAGCUAGCAGAGGACAGGCCGCUGUGGUGUUUGAAGACGUGCUGGAGCGGUGCUGCGGCACCGGGCGCUGGCAGGUGAUGCUGAUCAGCUACAUGUCCGUCAUGUGGCUCAUCUUCCCGUCUUUCUCCAUGUCGAUGAUGUUCAUCGGCGCCACGCCGGCGUUCAAGUGCGCUGACGGGCUCGACACCAACGCCACGUUCGAGUCUCUGCCGGAGGGUACUCCUCAGUGUCACCAGACCAACGCCUCCGGGGUGGCCUGCUCGCGCUGGGUGUUCGACACGUCCAUGUACGAGUCGACCGUGGUGACCGAGUGGAACCUGGUGUGCGGCCGCAAGCCGAUGCUGUCGAUGCUGCAGUCUGUGCUGAUGCUGGGAGGGAUCGUCGGCUCGCUGCUCGGCGGGCAGCUGACGGACAGGUUCGGACGCCGACCCGUCUUCCUGCCAGUGAUGUUGCUCGUGAUCGCCUGCUCCUUCUCCGCGGCGCUGGUGGACGACUAUGUCAGCUUCGUCGUGAUCCGUGGCGUCACGGGCUUCUGCAUGGCUUCCAUGAUCGCGAGCCAGUUCGUGCUGGUGACAGAGCUGAGCGGCUGCAAGCACCGGGCGGCACUGACGACCGUCACCUUCCUACCGUUCUCGUUCGGAACCAUGCUGGUGGCGGCCGCGUCGCACGGCAUCCGCACGCGCUGGCUGCUGCAGCUGGCGUUCGCCGUCCCAUGCCUGCUGUUCCUGCCCAACUUCUGGCUGAUGCCCGAGUCGCCGCGCUGGCUGCUCGUCCAGGGUCGGUUCGCUGAGGCGCUGGAGGUUCUGCGUCAGGGCGCCCGCUGGAACCGCAGAACAAUGCCGUCGGACGACGAGGUGCUCAAGAUGAUGUCCGAUGUGCGCCAGACUUUGAUCGCUCGCGAGGAGGCCCUGAAGGGGGACAGCCGAGACUCUGCGUUUCAGCGCGCGCUCGACCUGGUGCGGACGCCGCGGAUGCGCAGAUACACCCUGGCGAGCACGUACAUCGGCUUUGCCAUAGCCGGCUCAUACUUCGGCAUCUCCUUCGACAUGUCACAGCUGAGCACGAGUCCUCACCUAGCGGUAGCGCUGUCGGGAGUCGUGGAGAUUCCUGCGUGUUUCAUCUACCCACUGCUUAACCGGUUUGGUCGGCGUCGCUGCUUCAUCACCUUUCUGUUCACAACGGCCAUGGCGAUGUUCCUCGUCUUCAUCAAGAAGGACGCCACUCUGUGGCUUGUACUGGGUCUGGUGGGAAAGCUGAGCGUCUCGGCGGCGUUCAACAUGUUCUCCUACGUGUCCGAGUUCAUGCCGACGCAGCAGCGCGGCCUGGCGCUCGGCGUCCAGCAGACGGCCUCGCGGAUCGGCGGCGCCGUCUCGCCGUUCGUGGUGGACCUGGUGAGCGGCCUGCACGAGCUGGCGCCGUCGGCCGUGUUCGGCGCCGUGGUGCUGCUGGCCAGCCUGGCGGCCCUGCUGCUGCCCGAGACGGCCGGCAGACCGAUGCCCGAGACGGUGGCAGACGUGGAGGCCGCCGCUCAUCGCAAACGCUUCAAGAAGGGCGCCGUGUACGAGCGGACCCUCAGUGACGACAGCACGAUAACUGAUGUUACAUCCAACUAAACAUGUUCACAUCUAUGAGUGCCUGGUCAGUGUGCAAAUGCCAGCUUUGACCACAUCAACAAAAAUAAGCAUUUUAUUACACGACUUUUACCACUAACUAGCUCCCAAAACAGAGUCUAUCGUUCGCUGAUUGAGGGUCGUGCGGUGCUGGGCUGAAUGUCAGAAUGAGACCAGACUCCCUUGCUGUAUGUAGGUAAGGCCUGAUUUGUUCAAAGCCCUAGAACCAAUUUUCCCCGUUCAUCGUUGUUAUUGUACUGUUUUCGUUCUCAGGUUUGUCACGAACUCGCGGCACACUCUCCAAUCUGUUUGCAAUGCCUCUCAAGUGCGUCCUUUAUUCAGUUCCACACGAUUUCUGGAUAACCAUGACCGAAUCUCGUCUGACCGUCGAGAAUAAGCCGGGACACACACUGCUGCAGUGCGUCCUUCCCCGGUCACGGCCGGCCAUAUCGGCUCGGCCGGAAUACCAAUGACCGCGCUCUCCCCGGUACAGAGACACUCCGCCCAGGCUGAGAGGCCGUGACGGAAUUCGCAGACAUCCAGUGCCGGAUGAGGAGGGGAGGUAUACUGCGGACUUGAUGACACCAUGGGCUUGCGUUUCAAUAUAUUGGAGGUUAC